This is a messenger RNA of Neodiprion fabricii, 6785 nucleotides long. RefSeq lists its product as uncharacterized. The transcript is spliced from 4 exons. The record is from RefSeq and is a predicted model, not a curated record. NCBI's taxonomy places the organism in Eukaryota, Metazoa, Arthropoda, Insecta, Hymenoptera, Diprionidae. The coding region runs from base 401 to 3778 and encodes 1125 amino acids.
GGAAACGAGUUUCGUUGCAUAGGACGCAACGAACGCCUGGAGCAAAUGGUGGUGCGUUCGGUUAACGAGGAGUGUUUCAGUUGUGUUUCAAGAGACUAUUAAUCAGUGGUAAGAGCAAUAUUAUCGUCGAUUCGUUGCUGCUGUGUAAUCGCGACGUUUCAAGCUGUCGGCGAGUUUGCAAUGCGACUCCAUCACAUAACUGCCAUAUCGUGAAAAAAAUCCUGUUUGUCACAAUGAAGCGACAAACAGUUUAAACACAAUGUUCAUACUCUUAUCAUCUUUUAUAAUAUAAUUAGAAUGAACAAUUUCAUCGCAAAAACAAAUUGAAUUAGCUGAAAUACCAUUUCAACAAUCAAAACAAAGAAAAAUAAUCACUCUCGGUCAAAACAUUGUGUUCACGAUGUACAAAGAUAGAAACUUGAUGAAAUCCUCCGAGUUGGAUGGCAAUUCCGAAGACGAUUUUGAUUUUUGUAAUACUGAAACGGGUCAAAAAUUUACUAUAAAAUGGAGUCCGACCGAAGACAUCAGGCAUAUAUCUAAGCAUCGAUUCGGCAGCACGAGAUUACUUAGCAGAUCAGUCCCAAGAAGAAAGCGAAGUUUAUUUCAAUAUAGAAUAAAUAGGUCGUUAAAUUUUGAAAUCGGUGCGCCUAGGCGUGACACGGUAUUUAAAUCACCAAACUUUGAUUCAGAUGAAAGUCCGAUUUGUAAUGAGAAAUACUUGACGAGAUCGGCCAAAAUAUUACGAUCGUUAAAUAUAAACUACAGUCCUUCGAACAAAAGAACAACGAAAAUAAAUAAGGCUUUAAACUUUGACUUAAGUCCGACUCCGACAAAAAUUUUUAAUUCAGCUGAGAAUCUUUGCAAAAAAGAGUCGCCAAACUUUGAUUCUAAUGUAAGCAAAACUUCAAAGAUCAACAAAACAUUGAACUUUAGCUCCAGUUCGAACAGCUCUAAUUUGAGUAGCUGUUUAGGUACAUCGAUUGAUUCAAUUGAUGAAAAUCAAAAUCAAACUCCAUCUCAUCGAAACAGAAAAGUAAAAAAGUCACUGAACUAUCUUACACCGAGUCCAAAACCUAAUGCAAACUUGCCUAGGUCUGUAAACAAAACUCCAAUGUCUCGUGAGGAAUUUAUAAACAAUCUCAAACAUAAUGCUGAAACUCCCGACUUCCACAUUGCCAAACAGAGUGUGAAAAAAUCAAAGCAGUACGACAGAAUGAGCGUCAGCACUCCAAGGAACUUGUUUCAAGAUUUUGAAGACGACGAUAAAGAUGUGAGACCGACUACACCAGAAAAUAUUGUACAGUUUGUACCAGAGAGUAUGAGCGCUAUCAAAAAGAGCCACAAAAAGGAACGGCAGAGUAAUCGUUCGGAAAAGUUGUAUGCGCGCCAACUAAUAGAGAAUUGUGUAAAGACAGAAAAUAAACCAGAAGAUUCUAUUAUGUUGACACACUCGGAUGAGAGACCUGCCACUCCAAUUACAAAUGAUUCUUAUCCAAGUCCGAAUUAUAGUGUCGGCUCUAUUAAACAAUCUCACAAGAAAGAUAAAAGCAAAAAAAGAACCAUUAUUAACCACUCAGAAGAUGAAAUAUCCGACUCGGGAUCGAUAUUUGAUUACACAGAAAUGCAGGAAAACAAACCAAUCGUUGAGAGUGAAAUUUUAAAUAGCUCCGAGAAUAAUUUGAGCCCUAUCAGCAAUACCAGCUCAGGUUUCGGAGUAAUCCCAUUUGAGCAGGAGGUCGACCAGAGAUCAAUGUGCCUGGAUAACUCUAUCGAAGACUUUUCUGGUCGUGGUUCAAGUUUUGAUUAUUCAGCAACGCCCGAAACCAAAGGUGAAACAAAUAUCGGUAAUUUACCGUACAAAACUGAUGUACAGGAUAAUUCGAGUCACAGUUCCCAAAUUGCAGACAGAGAGCCACUCAAGUUAUCAUUUGACAAGUUGGAGUUAAUUUCACCUGUAAAAGAUGAGCAAGAGGCGGUACAGUCCUGCAGUCAGGCAGACAAUGAGAAUGCUAAGCGAUCAGUGACACCUGAGAAUGUGGUUAAUAUAUUGGACCAAAUAAUGACAGAUUCAAUAAAGAAAUCGCAUAAGAAAAUAAAAGAUAAGAAGAAGAAGAUCUUAUUUAAGCCUCAUGCAUCUGUACAUAACGUUUUAGUAGAAUCACCGUCACCUGAUAACAGCCAAAAACUUCAACCGUCAAGUCCUACAAGCAAUCUGAAUAGUUCUGAAAGCGUUGUCAGAGCUGUUACGCCAGAGAACGUCAAUUCAAGUAGAUUGUUAAUGGGACAAUAUAGCUCUGUAAAGAAGUCACACAAAAAGAAUAAACACCAAAAAAUUGUUACUGAAUUUGCCAAACGUCACAAAUAUUUCAAUAGCGACACUCAGCAAAAAACUUCGGACGACGCAUGCCUCAUUAGCGGUAUUGAAACUUUACCUCUAUCUUGUGAUAGUCUUGCAUCCAGUGCAUCGAAGAGACAUAAGUCAAUGUCUGACGAAUCUGUGAUGAGAUCUGCACCUGCGACUGAAAGUGAGGCAAGCUCUGCCACACCUGACAAGUUAUUAGCUAUUGAUCGUUCCAUUGAAUUAUCUAUAUCUGAUAGAUCUCCAUUGGAUAGAUCUAGUCCGAAUAAAAGAAAAAAAUCUUUACUGAUAAAUGAGACUGGAAUAAGCAACUCAUCAGGUGAUUCGUGUCAUAUUGAAUCUUUGUCGAUGGAAUAUGAGAGUGCUGAAGAAGAGUUUAAAAUUUUCACACCAAUAAAAAAGCGGAGAUCUUUGCUAAAACCGACCGAUUCUGAAACUAUUCCCAAGACAAGCGCCGAAAUGAAGCAAUCAAAUUCUUUGGAAUGUUCAGGGGACAAAAACUUGUCAACAGAAGAUGGAAGCUUUAAAUCUGUGGAAAAUGGUUUCGAUACUCCCAAUCACGAGAGAGACUCUCCGGUUGUUACACAGAGUAAUUCUGAGUCUCAAAUUAGUGGAGAAGGUUGCGAUGGUGAAAAUUCAAAUGGUCCAUCUACCCCAAAAAAUCGUUUCACCUCAGAAUUAAUUUUUGAUAUUAAUUCGAUAAAAAAAUCCCACAAAAAAGACAAAAAAAGCAGUAGAUUGAGAAGGAACUUGAAUGUUGACAGUGAAAAGAACGAUUUUCAUCUCAUAGAAACUAAAACAUCAGUUGAAGAUGAAAAACCAUUCGUCGGCUUUCAAACUAUAAAACACAAUGAAUUGAUCUUGGAAAAUGAGUUUGAAAAUCCCAAACCAUCGACCAGCCUUGGCUGUACUUUGACUACAACCCCUCCGAAUUGUUCAAGAAUAAUAAGCUUCUUAAAGCUACGCCAAGCAGACUCUAUUAAACGAUCUCAUAAGAAAAUUCGUGAACAAAGAAGACAAUGUACAAUUAAUAAAGAUCCGGACUUGUCAGACGAUGGAUCGCUAUUCGAUAGUAGCGACAGAAUUGACGUAAACGGUGCUAACGACUCGAUUGAUAUUUUGGAAGGGGAAAAUGAAACAAGUUUGAGAUCUAAAACAGCAUCUGCUAAUCCAAAUGACGAGGGUGGUCCUGAAGAUUUGGUUCACACUCCACCGAAUAAAUCGAAUAUGUUGAUACAAAUUGAAUCAAUAAAGAAGUCGCACAAGAAGGAUCGUGAAUUUAAACGCUCAAUCACAAACGCAGUAAAUCCAGAACUUUCCGAUGACGGAUCAAUCUGUGAUCCGAAUGAAAAAAUUGAUGAAUCGGUCAAUGACAUAAAUGAAAUCCAAGCCAGCAGGGACGCUUCGCCAUCAAAUUGAAUUUGCAACAGAAGAAAUAUCCCAAUCAAGAUCAAUGCCUUACCUACGAAUAAAUUUGACAAAAAAUGAUUGUUUUCUUACACACUUAUAUCGUAAUUAAAAAAGUUUAUAUUGGGAAAUAUCGCAAUUUUCCCGGGUUAUACACCUGUUGUAAUCAAAGUUCCGAAUUUCUCUCAAAUUUCAGUUUCGUUAUGGGAAAUUUAUUCAACCAUACAAACAUUUGGGUAGCGUGAUUAUUAAUUUUUGUCUUUAUCAAUUAUAAUUAUGUUUAUGUUUAUUUUUAGUUUUGUUUAUUUGUUAACGUCAUUGAUGAAAGUAUUCUUGAUACAGCACUUUUGCUCGAUUAGCUCACAAUCAAUUACUUUUUUUGUGUAAACUUGUCUGGCAGGGUAUUGAUUGACAUUCGAAUUUAGCCAAUCACUACCACGCAACAAACCGUAAUGAGACGAUCGAAUAUUUCCAUCAGUAGUCGCAGGUAUGGUUAACAUAUUGGAAAUCAAUUUGGUAAGUUUGGUGGGAAUUGACAAUUAAUCUAUUAUUGGGCCUGUUCCUGUAUGCCAAACUGCAUCAAUGUGAUACAAAAGACAUAUUUCAUUACCAUCAAUCGUUAGGUGCUUGUAGAUUUCACUGAAAUAAUAACUCAAUGGUUCAACGAAAUCUACAAUGUUUUUCGAUUCUGCGAAGAGUGACCAAACUGCUAUUUGAUUGUUUAAUGAAUUUUUGAGCCUUAACGAACACGAAACACCCGAUGGAAUUAUCAGAAUAGUGAGAGCGCAUUUAUGAAAAAUACUUUCUGACCAAUGUCAGAUUUAUAAUUUAAACUAUAUCUUACUCUGUGGCGUCUAUUGAAAGUUACACUGUAUACAUACAUAUACAUACAUACUGAAUAAUUUCGUUGAAACUUCUAGUAUAUUGUACGUAUGUAUAUGUAUACACACGCCGAUAUAUAAGCAUGUGUACAAAGCUUGUCGUACACACAUUUUACUGGUGCCGCAUAGUAAAUUAAGUUCUCACUGGCGUUAUAAUGGUUAUCGCUCCAUUUAUUAAAAUAUAUUUCAAUGUUACUAAUAUUCAUGUAUACAAUUUUUAGUUAAUUGAAUAUUGUUUAUUUUUCGGCAAAAGUUGCGUUAAAACGUGAAACGUAUCGUUAUUUAAGUUUAACAUUCAUGAUUGUAUUGCAUUAUUUAAACUACGGUUGCUUUUAUGUGUUACGUAAUUCGUCGCAUCGAAUUUUGCAAAGUCCUAGUAUAAUUGUGAUAUGUAAAUAGGUAUUAUAAAAUAUGAAACAAUCCAUAUAUUUUUAUUGUAAGAAAUCGCAUUCCCGGGCGACGAGACGUUAAGCAAUGUCCAAAGUUUUAUUACGAUUCAAUCAACCGGAAAAUUGUUCUUGUUGACUUUGGAACCUCGAGAAUGAUUUUUCAGGACAUAAUUAUGAUUGUGUUAAAAUAAUUAUACUAUUCUUGAAUCGUUUAGCAGCGUCUAGUUGCCCGGGUUUCCACGGAGGAAAGAAGACAACGUAUAUUGUCUAUUGUAAAGAGCGAUUUUCAAAUUAUUGUUAUACAAAUGGGUCGAGGUAAAUUACUCUAUAGCUAACUGUUGUUGUCAAUUUAAAUAUGAUAUAAUGCAUCAUUGAAUUUAACACACUGUAGAAUUCUAACAUGCGAUAAAAAUGUAUAUGUUAAAAUUAGGAAUCUACGUUUAGGACGCAUGAACGGCUGAUGACAUUACCUCUAUGUGUAUCUUAGUUUAAAUUUGACAUUGUGUUGGUUCAAUUUUUUAACAUUUUAAGAUUAGACCGCAAUAGCGAUGUUCCACUAUUGAAAUAGAACUUUUUCACUUUUAGGUCAUAUUCUGAACGUCCGCUAACCACUAAUGUCAUCAGCGCGUUGAAAGAUGUGUAACAUGAACGUCAAUAAAUUUCAAUUGACGGCCGCUCUCUUUCCUUGCCGAUAUCCUAACAAUACGACAGCAUUUAAACGGUGGAGAGUCGAUCAAGGCCAUUGCAGAUCUCCUUGGUUUUUUUUGUUCAUUUUUUUUUCUUUCUGUACCAUCAGUGCCACGUUUACACAAUUCAUGAUAAAUAUUGAAAAAAAACCGUCCAAUUAGCUGACUCAAACUCACUUAUUUCCUACACAAAAUGGCUGAAAGCCCUUACACAGCUUAUCCUACUAUAGCCCAAAAUUGGACAAUAUAUUUUUAUGAUCAAGCAACGACAAUGAGCAUGGUCAUGAAUAAAAAAAAAAAAAAGACACGUGGCGCCUGUAGUUAUCGCAGUCAGCAGAAUUAUAAGUUUUCGGCAAACCCAAAGAACACAGUAAUUUUAUUGAAACGGUAGAAUUCUGAUGAAUAUCGACCGCUUGAGUGAAAUUUCUUUGUAAAACUAAGCUGACAAGUUGUAAUUGAAUGAAAAAAAAUGAUAUGUUAUGCUUCUUCAACGUUUGUUGUUCGUACAGUUUAUCGAAUUUCAAUCAACUAAAUGUAUAAGAUUUAUGUGAUUGUUAAUUAUUUCAGUCGAAAUUCUUGCCACAUCCGUAAUUGCUUAAACAUAGUAAGAUACCUUGAUCCUACUUUUUAUUUAGAAAUUGGAUUAUCGUUUUAUUAAAUUCAGCGCGACCAAAUUUGCUUGAGGUAAUGGUUUUUUCUCUUUCGAUGCCUGGUAUGUUUUCAAAUUUAUCUUCACUAUAGAAGCAAUAAAUCGGAUUCCUCCGCUCAACACGUCACUUCCUAGUUAGGAAGCUUGAAAACUGGACAAGUACAGUGAACAGUCGCGUCUGCUUCGCGAUACCGAAUUUCCCUUAUACCGAUUGCAUCAGAACUAGCCAGUCAGUGUAACCAUACCCACCCAUUGUGCCUGCGUAUAAAGUUGCCCGGCUUUGAUCUGUGCGGGCAGUUGUUGAAAACCAGCCAUACGCUGCAGCGUUACCUACACAAUUAUUUCUUAACUAAUGUUAACAAAGAUGAUAUUCCUAUAGUCCUCAGAAGGAGUGUAUUAAAUAAUUGUUAUAUA